Serpula lacrymans var. lacrymans S7.9 is the source of this 1669-nucleotide messenger RNA. RefSeq lists its product as uncharacterized. The transcript is spliced from 9 exons. The record is from RefSeq and is a predicted model, not a curated record. Bases 280 to 1512 code for a protein of 410 amino acids. Gene Ontology annotation, molecular function: pyridoxal phosphate binding; L-aspartate:2-oxoglutarate transaminase activity. Gene Ontology annotation, cellular component: cytosol. Lineage: Eukaryota; Fungi; Basidiomycota; Agaricomycetes; Boletales; Serpulaceae. Gene Ontology annotation, biological process: L-aspartate biosynthetic process.
CAGUUUCUGGAGUAAUCUAGACAAGUACUAGAGUAGCGGGCGUUGAGCGGACUGCUACAUUUUAUGAAAAUGCGUAAGAUGGCGAUAAUCUAUCCAUCUCCGAGGUCUAGUUAGUAUAUAGAGCCAGGCUUGUGAGUCAAGUGUCUAUAAGUGCUGACCGUGUGGAACCUGUGGCCGUCCGCGCGGAGACUACUGAUCAUCGCACUCGUUCGAUUUUCCUUCCAAGUAUUCCCCCAGGUAAUCAAACAAGUGUACCAACACCUUUCUUAUAAAUCAGAAAUGUCGGCAGAAACCUGGCAGGACGUGCCCCUCGCACCCCCCGAUAGCAUCUUUAAGCUCACUGCAGCAUACAAGGCAGAUCCGUACCCACAGAAAGUUAACCUCGGGGUCGGAGCAUACAGGGAUGACGACAACAACCCUUGGGUCCUGCCUGUCAUUAAAAAAGCGACGCAAAUUUUGCUGAAUGACCCCACUCUUGAUCAUGAGUACCUACCCAUCACCGGCUUACCGGAGUUCACGGCUGCAGCUGCGAGGCUCAUUCUCAGCCCCACUUCACCUGCUCUUGCCGAAGGACGUGUGGUCAGUGUGCAGACCAUUUCCGGGACAGGGGCAAACCAUCUCGGUGCUCUGUUCUUGAGCAAGUUUUACAACUGGGAUGGACCGAAGCAGGUGUAUCUGAGUGAUCCUACUUGGGCCAAUCAUCACGCCAUCUUCAGAAACGUAGGAAUUGAGCCGCUCAAUUACCCGUAUUACGAUCCGAAAACGAUUGGAUUAGACUUUAAUGGUUUCAUCGGAACACUGGAGAGUGCAGCCCCUCGCUCUGUGUUCCUACUCCACGCCUGCGCCCACAACCCAACGGGGGUCGACCCGACCGGUGAGGAAUGGGAGAAGAUAGCGGAAAUCAUGUUGUCGAAGAAACAUUACGCGUUCUUCGACUGUGCUUAUCAGGGAUUCGCGAGCGGGGACCUUGAUAAGGACUCAUCCGCGGUACGGUACUUUGUGGAGAAGGGAGUGCCGAUGCUGGUGUGCCAGAGUUUCGCAAAGAAUGCGGGUUUAUACGGCGAGCGAGUAGGAGCGCUGCAUGUUGUGCCUCCGACGAAGGAUGCAGCUGAUAGGGUGAAGAGCCAGCUGUCGGUGAUACAGCGGAGUGAAAUUAGCAAUCCGCCAUCGCACGGAGCACGACUGGUGGCGCUGAUCCUGAAUGACGCGGGGCUGUUCGAGGAGUGGAAACGGGACAUCAAGACGAUGGCAGGACGUAUUAUUGAUAUGCGCCAGGAGCUGUACUCGGUGUUGAGUGAUGAGCUGAAGACGCCGGGAAGCUGGGAGCACAUCAUUAACCAGAUUGGGAUGUUCAGUUUCACGGGAAUCAGCGCAGAGCAGUCGAGGGAGCUGACGGAGAAGGCACACAUCUACCUGACAACAAACGGGAGGAUAUCGAUGGCUGGGCUGAACAGCCACAACCUGAGGUAUUUUGCGGAGAAUCUGGACAAAGUGGUGAGGGGCGAGCUGUAGGAUACGGGGAAAUAGGCCGGAUUGUGUGCGAAAGUGAAAGAUGACGUAGCUGUACCUCGUGGCAUAAUAAUAAACAAUGACAUCACUGUGAUUUGAGUCGUGAUUCUGGACUUGGCCACUCUAUUUGGCCCUCGUCCUCCGUCUCGCUCUCCAGACU